This is a messenger RNA of Drosophila ananassae, 1494 nucleotides long. RefSeq lists its product as uncharacterized. The record is from RefSeq and is a predicted model, not a curated record. The transcript is spliced from 2 exons. NCBI's taxonomy places the organism in Eukaryota, Metazoa, Arthropoda, Insecta, Diptera, Drosophilidae. Gene Ontology annotation, biological process: hemolysis in another organism. The coding region runs from base 67 to 1236 and encodes 389 amino acids.
GUGAGUAUUAAUGCGAAUUCAGUUAUAAAUUGACUUUCCGACGAUCAACAUCAAGUAAUCCGCACUAUGGAAAAUAAAGUAUCUCUUUUUUUGGGGAUUAUUUCAUGCACUCUCUUGGUCCUGUGCGGUGCAACCCAUGAGGAGUACAUCGCCCUGGAGAAGGCAGUGAACAGUUUGUCCAACGUUGUUGGUACAUAUAACGCUGAAUUUGACAAGAAAGUCAAAUUUGAGGUCCUGCAGGAAGCCAUCGAGGCAAUUGAUAAAGCUAUGUUCGGCUACAACGGGGAAGCUAAGAAGAAUCUCGAUGAAAUACGCGAGUUGAACUCAGAGGCCCAUCUGACGUACAAAAAGUGCGUCGGUCCUGUCUACGAGUGGUGUAUUGCCAUGAACAGUACUCUAAAAACGAUCACCCCGUAUAUCACUGACGCGAGGGCGUCAGCCGAGGACAGGGAUACGCUGUGGAACAUGACUGUGACGGCUCUGGCCUCGGGGCUCAGCAAAACGAGUGUCUCAUUGGAUUUGUUGAACCAGGUUCAGGCUAAAGUGGAAAAUUUGCAACAAUUGCUGGACGUCGUUUCGCGGGAGAUGAACAAUGAUUUCGGCCCGGAAGGAUACUAUGGAAAGCAGAAGCAGUCCCUGCAGGAGGCGUUGGACGGAAAAGGAAGUGCUGCCGCGAAGGCCAUUGCCAAUGUUAUUACCUCAAUUUUUAAGACAGUUGUGGCUAUUGUGACGAGUAAUGUAGGGCAGGUCUUGACGUUGGCGCCAACAUUUGCUGAUCAAGGAUUAGAUGUCGUGAUGAAACUGCAAGAGAAGGCCUCCCUUAAUCAGCAACUGAAGGCGAUUGAAGUUUUCUUCAAGACGCUGAGCGAAAAGAUAGCCUAUGCUAAGAAAAUAGCUCUGGAAGUCGACGCGGCUCUAAAAGAGGAUCAUCAGAACCUGCAUUCACUCGCUACCUUAAUUACUGUGGCAAACAAUCACAACCAAUUGCUGCUUCUGGCGGAUCCAAAUCUUCGGGCCAAUAUUAUUCCGAAACUGAAUGAUAUGGGACACAAGUGCCAUGAGUACGUUGUUUGGCACGGCUAUGGCACGAAGAACUACGUUGACAAACGAGUUAGGACCAAACGCGACACAACCGAAUUGUUCGAAAUGGGAAGGAUUUCGCGAAUUAUCCAAUCAUUACCGGAAAAAUACGAUUUUGAUAUGAUAGUUUCGGCUACUUCUAAAAUUAUGAACUAAGUUGAUUGUGAUUCCGCUACUGAAAAGGGACAUUUGGCCUCCCUAAAUGAGUUCCCAAUUGAGGGAUCCACCGCGGUUGCCCCACUUUUAAAUUCCAUGACCAUGGAUUUGGUUCUAAAACAUCUAAAGUAUAUCUAAUGGAUCACGAUUUAAAAUUUAAAUGAUCCAUUUUAAAAAUUUAAUUCUUGCCUAAAGCUUAGAUUUCAUUGUUUGCAAUAAAGUUUGCAAUAAAAUAAAAUACAAAUUGCAAUAAUUUGC